AUGAAACCAAUCGUCCUCCUUGCUGCUGCUGCAGCCUUUCUCGGCCUCACAACAGCCGCGCCUGUUGAAGCCCCCGAAGUCAGCGACCUCGAGGCUCGCGACCCUAACACCUAUGAUCUCGCCAUCGGAGGUGGUCGCUUCAACAUGGGCGAGCUACAGUCCUACAGCCUGUUUUACGCCAACGGCUCCGCCUACAUCGGCCAGAUCAAGUACCAAACCUACUCAGAGCCGCUGAUCGUCUCUGGUGCCAGGGGCGGCAGCGACAGAAUUACAUUCCAGUCCAUCCACAGCAGCCCGACCGGCUGGCAGAACAUGUACGUCGUGCCUCGACAGUCGAAACCCAUCGGCUUCAGCCCACCACACGGCUCUGCACCCGUCGGCACUCGCACCAACGAGUUCAGCUUCACCUGGAACGGAUCUCUGCAGAACCACGGCCGCAACUUCUUCUACGCGUGCCAGGAUGCAGCAGGCACCCUCGCCGCAAUCCACAGCUACCAAAUCUGGUGGAUUGCAGAUGGCUUCCCAAGCAGGUGGAUGUGCAAGGGUCCUCUGAACAUCCAUGCCGCCGAUGGAUGUGCCAGGGGCAUCUAA
This is a messenger RNA of Cladophialophora psammophila CBS 110553, 591 nucleotides long. RefSeq lists its product as uncharacterized. The record is from RefSeq and is a predicted model, not a curated record. The transcript has a single exon. The coding region runs from base 1 to 591 and encodes 196 amino acids. Lineage: Eukaryota; Fungi; Ascomycota; Eurotiomycetes; Chaetothyriales; Herpotrichiellaceae.